Messenger RNA from Saprolegnia diclina VS20, 1169 nucleotides. RefSeq lists its product as hypothetical. The record is from RefSeq and is a predicted model, not a curated record. Gene Ontology annotation, cellular component: nucleus. Gene Ontology annotation, biological process: positive regulation of transcription by RNA polymerase II. The transcript is spliced from 11 exons. The coding region runs from base 51 to 1040 and encodes 329 amino acids. Lineage: Eukaryota; Oomycota; Saprolegniomycetes; Saprolegniales; Saprolegniaceae. Gene Ontology annotation, molecular function: protein binding; transcription cis-regulatory region binding.
ACGACCCUCAUGGCGACCGUCCUGCGCCCGAAACGGACGCGAACGUUUCGAUGGCGUCGGAAGCGACGCAGCGAUGGGCGCGCCAGCGCUAUGAGCAUGGCCAUACGGCCACGCUGCAGAGCAUGCGCCGCAACGACGCCGGUAUCGCCGACCACAACGUGCAUUGCUUUCUUGGCCUGGAGGACCGACGCUUUCUGCACGGAGAGGCCGAGCAAUCCCUGCUGCCAGCGCGGCAGGUGCUCCCUUCGCCCUUGACGCUGACGCGAGCGAUCGAAUGCGGCGACUUGACGACGCUUCAAGCCUACCUGCGCGGUGGUGCGAGCGCCAAGAGUGUCAACGCAGCGGGCGAGACACUGCUCCACGUGGCGGUGCUCCACGAGCGCUUGCCGCUUGUGCAGCUCCUGCUCGUGCAUGGCGCCGAACCCAAUGCGCGGAGCUACUCGACACCGCGGGCGCCGUUCUUGAACGCUGUAGGUGACGUCGACGCGUGCUUGGCCACAGCGGCCGGCGCGACGCCACUACAUUAUGCAUGCGGCAUUGCCAACCUCAAGCUCGUCAAAAUGCUACUGCUUGCCGGCGCCGCAGCGAGCGUGAAUGUGGGCAACCACGAGCUUUGUCAACCUCCCCUCGUGUGGGCGCUGCGCGCGCCGCAGCACCAAGUGGCCAUGAUGACGCUCUUGAUGACGCAUGGUGCGUCGGCCAUCGACACGCGAGACGUCGAUGACAACAAUGCGAUUGCGCUCGCCGCGCGGCACUACGUUGACCUGCAUGAGAUGCGGCUGCUACAGCAGAUUGUGUCGGCGCUCGUCGACGCGGGCGUCGACGUCCAGCACAAGAAUGGAUGCGGCUGGACUGCGUACGACGAAGCACCUACAGCCGCGAUCCAAGUCAUGCUUCAAAGUCGCUUUGGCGCGCAUUCGGGACGCGUCCAAGACCCUCUAGGCGCUUUGCAGAUCGACAACGUCGAGACACAGCGCGCCGAAGGCCAGCCCUGGCUCCGGCGUCCCAUUCGCCACCGCCGAUCGACCCCCGCUGCGUAACCAGUACUUCAAGCAACUGGACUCUUGUGAUGGAAACCAAGCACGAAGCUUCUGCAUAAACUUUUAGUCGUCCAGUUUUGGCAUAGCAGUCGGCAGCACAGCGGAAAGCUGCGCUCUUCUAGUCGCCAG